This is a messenger RNA of Nicotiana tabacum (common tobacco), 1092 nucleotides long. RefSeq lists its product as uncharacterized. Gene Ontology annotation, molecular function: fatty acid elongase activity. NCBI's taxonomy places the organism in Eukaryota, Viridiplantae, Streptophyta, Magnoliopsida, Solanales, Solanaceae. Gene Ontology annotation, cellular component: endoplasmic reticulum membrane. The record is from RefSeq and is a predicted model, not a curated record. Gene Ontology annotation, biological process: fatty acid elongation, monounsaturated fatty acid; fatty acid elongation, saturated fatty acid; fatty acid elongation, polyunsaturated fatty acid.
UGAAUAUAUCCACUGCUUGACCUAAUUCAUAUCUCCAUGAAAAUGGAGACUCUAUAUUCAAGCACACACUACUGGCUAGUUGAACACCCAAGCAUCAGCCAAUUCGAAUGGAAGUAUGGCCACACUUCAGGUUCCUCCCUACUUUUCCCUACACUUUCAGUCUUUAUCUACUUGUCUCUCACUCUAUUAGCUCUUCGCUUCUCGCCAUUCCUUCCCACCUUCUCCGCCACCGCCCUCCACCGCAUCACUACUGUGCACAGCCUCCUUCUCUGCCUCCUCUCUCUAAUCAUGGCCGUCGGCUGCACCCUCUCCGUCAUUCACCAGAUGCCACGUCAUGAUUGGAAAUGGAUAGUCUGCUUCCCUACCAAUCAUACUCUUCCACGUGGACCUUUGUACUUCUGGGCUAAAUUCUUUUACCUUUCCAAGAUUCUUGAAUUCAUAGACACCCUUUUAAUCAUCCUCAGUAAUUCUCGAUCACGAAGGCUCACGUUCCUCCACGUGUACCACCAUGCUACGGUGCCUGUUAUCUGUUACAUCACACUAUCUAGUGCGAAUUCACAGUCGAUGAUCCAUGUUGCGGUGAUUACAAAUUCUUCGGUUCAUGUUAUAAUGUACGCUUAUUACUUCCUUUGUGCAAUGGGAAAGAGGCCACGGUGGAAGAGGUUGGUCACCAACUGCCAAAUUUUUCAAUUCAUCCUUAACUUCCUAUGUGGAGUGGCAACAAUCUAUUAUCACCUCACAACUGAGAUUGGGUGCUCUGGCGUUGGAAUUUUGUGCUUUAAUAUGAUCUUUAAUACCUCACUUUUGCUACUUUUUCUUGACUUUCGUUCCAAGAACUAUACCAACAACAUGAUCAUCAAAGAGCGCGCUGAUAACCAGAAAAAAUCCGUUUAUUAGCUUCUACCUAGCGUCCCUUUUCCGUUGCUUUCAUAUAGUAGUACUAUGGUUUAUUUAGUUUCUACAUGCUUAUGUAAUACUAAACAUCGUUACAUCUGUAUUUUAGUAAAAUUAGGGGUUGUUUGGUUUACAUACUAUUUAUGAUGAGAUUAGAUAUUGAUAUGCCGUGAAUAAUAAUGUAAGAAUUCUUAUGCA